Molecule: messenger RNA, 408 nt
Organism: Porites lobata
Lineage: Eukaryota; Metazoa; Cnidaria; Anthozoa; Scleractinia; Poritidae
Source: the annotation of a GenBank genome assembly
AUGCCAGAGCCAGUCUCCUUCCUAUUACGUAACCUGUCCCCUAAUCUGCAACCUAUUUCCGCGUGGCACGCUUCUAUGAUAAUCGACAGCAAGAGCAAGUCGGUCCAGACCCUACCUGUGUGGUUACAAGAUGUCUUGGUAAACGGGUUAGGUUUCUGGCAAAGUGGCCUCUGCCUCCGUGACGGAAGAUGGCGACAGUUUGAAUGUUUAGACUGUUUUGAUAUUGAUUCGGUUCAUAACGACUUUCAGCGAGGGAUUCUUUAUGUUUUGUUCUACCCUGACUUGGUUGAGAAUGUAAUGUGUGCUUGGGCAAAGUACCAGGGUGAUAACGGCCAUGUUGUGGAAACCCUAGCUGCUGGAUGUUAUUCUCCCACUAGAAAAAUUGACUGGUGCGUUUAUGUAGCCUGA